This is a messenger RNA of Cynoglossus semilaevis (tongue sole), 2116 nucleotides long. Its product is annotated as regulation of nuclear pre-mRNA domain-containing protein 1A. Lineage: Eukaryota; Metazoa; Chordata; Actinopteri; Pleuronectiformes; Cynoglossidae. The coding region runs from base 271 to 1149 and encodes 292 amino acids. The transcript has 7 exons. Gene Ontology annotation, biological process: mRNA 3'-end processing. Gene Ontology annotation, molecular function: RNA polymerase II complex binding. The record is from RefSeq and is a predicted model, not a curated record.
CUUGCAAUGAACGCACCAUCGCUGGGGCACAGUAUAAACGUGCGGAAGCAGUUAUAGUUUCUACCAAAGCGAAGCCUGCAAACAAAGCUGCCUCCCUUCUAAUAGUACACUGCAGACGACGGUGGUAUCUGGUUAAACACAGCAAAAGUGGCUUUUGUCCUUUACACUUGGAUGGUAAAAGCUCUGCAGUGACCGCCGUGUUUGCUGUGUGUCUGGGGGGAACGUUGACGCUGCCUCUCCUGGUGCCUCACUCCUCCGAACCUGGUCGACAUGUCAGCUUUCUCCGAGGCGGCUUUAGAGAAGAAACUGUCCGAGCUGAGCAACUCCCAACAAAGUGUGCAGACGCUGUCGCUGUGGCUCAUUCACCACAGGAAACACUCCAAGACCAUUGUCAACGUUUGGUUCAACGAACUGAAAAAAGCUCAGGUAUCGCGCAAGUUGACCUUCCUCUAUUUGGCCAAUGACGUCAUUCAGAACAGCAAGAAAAAAGGGCCAGAAUUCACCCAGGACUUCGCACCAAUUAUUGUUGAGGCUUUUAAACAUGUAUACAGUGAGGGAGAGGACGGCUUUAAAAAACAACUGGGCCGGGUUUUGUCCAUCUGGCAGGAAAGAGCCGUGUACGAGAACAACCUUCUGGAUCAGCUCUCACAAGUUCUGUAUGGAGAGAAGAAGGCUAAGAAGAGGUCCUAUGAGGAGAUCCGACCAGAUGAUGACGACUUUGCCUCCCAGAGCUCACCUGCAGAGCCGCCGCAGACCUCUGAGUUAAUUCGAGCUUUGCAGGAGCUGGAAAAUGCGGCCUCUUCUGACUCUGUGCUGCGUCAGAAAAUCUCCUCCCUACCCGCUGAAGUGCAGGACACUUCACUGCUCCACAGAAUUACAGAUAAAGAAUCAGGGGAGCGACUCUCCCGGAUGGUUGAGGACGCCUGCAUGCUGCUAGCAGACUACAGUGGUCGCUUGGCUGCCGAGGUAGACGACAGGCGGCAGCUCACACGCACUCUCAGCGUCUUCCUGCAGAGCCAGAAGGACGGCUUGGUCCAGAAUGAGCAGAAGCUUGAAGAAUACAAACGCAAACUGGCCAGAGUGACCCAGGUCCGAAAGGAGCUACGAAUGCGUCUGAACAAUCUGCCUGGAGGUCUCUACAACUCUUAGGAUUGAUGUGUGACUCUUCUGCCACUGAAACAUCUCGACCCGUCGCUCCCAUACCUGAUUGGUGACGAUGCCGUUGACCUGUGUUUUUGAAAGUGUCUGUGUGUUGGCUCGCCUUUCCAGUUUAGUCAUAAGCAGAGACUUUAUCCACAUGGCUUUUGUUGAUGAAACUGUUUGCUUUUUUUUCACUCUCUUCUUUUAUAGUUAGUACACUGUAUAUGAACUCACGUCUGUCACACGAUUGUCAUGCUUCGGUCCCUGCUUCUCUGACCUUUUACAGCUUUAAAGUGAUGGUUUAUGGGUAAUGCUGGUGUUAUAUUUUUCUAUUUAUAGUAUAGUGACAAGAUAAUGCACCAGAGUUAAUCCCCCCCAGGCUGUUUAUUACCUAUUAUUUUCAGUAUUUUCAGUUGUUGUUUUGAGUUCCUCCGUGUAGUUCUUUACUACAGGUUGUUUGUUCCUCGACCUGACUUUUUUUUUAUUUUAAAUGUUGUGUGAUAUGACCUUCAUGUGCUUCUAAAAUUGUUAGAGAACCAUAUUUUAGGUUAAAAUCUAAAAAUCGAAUGUAAUUAUAAUUUACACUAAGCCUCUUUGUAAGAGAGCUGUAAACGUGUACAUAAAUGCCAUACUGCAUGUAAAGAUGAUUUAUUCAAGUCUGUAUGUGCUCACAGUUGCUAUCUACAGUAUAGGAACAUAUUCAGUAUGGCCCGUUGUCAAACUACAGACCCAUCUCUGUACGAUAUCUUUACGGUUGCCCUUUUGUGGACAAUCCUGGACAGAGUGACGUAGCCCAUUUUCUCGUUUAUAUGUUUCAUAUUAUUUUAUUCUCAAGUCAUCAUCAUCCUGUUGUUCUGAGCCUCACACAGUUUCAAAGUGCCCCGUUUUCCUCGGUCUACCUUACAGCAGAUAUUUGUUUUUGUAGCUAUCGGGCAGAUAACUCUACAAACCAAAUAAAUGAAACACUAGACAAAUC